Molecule: messenger RNA, 2370 nt
Organism: Bemisia tabaci
Lineage: Eukaryota; Metazoa; Arthropoda; Insecta; Hemiptera; Aleyrodidae
Source: RefSeq, a predicted model, not a curated record
AAAAUCGAUAAAUCGCAAUUCACGCCACGCCACUGAAAUUGACGCGUUACAUCUUAUAACCAAAAACAUUCCCUUUCACCCCUCCAAGAAGGUUGAUAAAAUUAACUACAAGAUAAGCAAAAACCUCUCUUAAAUUCUCAGGGUCCACCAAGACCACAUAUGUCCAAAAACUUACUCUGUAAGGUUUAAAAAAAGGGGAAAAAAUCAUCUCUUAACAAUAAGAAAAUUUGAAAAAAAAAAAUCGAAAAACCGAUUGUGUGGUUCAAAAGUAUGUACGUAAAUCUCUCGAAUGAACUUGAAAUCACAAAAUCGGUCGAGAAUAUCUAAAUGAAUUUUCCCCUUCAAGUAUGAGUUCCGCAACAAGCACGAUUCGCUUGAAGCUUUCCAUACACCAGCCGCACGAAACUGAUUUCAUCUUUCUUACCUACUGAUUGUGGGGAGAGCGGGAGCAUUUACUUUUUCCUUCAUUUAUACAGGAUGCAACAAGCAUGAUUCCUGCGUUUCCAAAAACCCUUUCAUUAAGGAGAUCGCGAGAGGCUGUACCGCGUUCAUUUCCAAAAGGGAUUUCUCCAGAAUAUCACGCAUUUUAAUCAUUUAAACAAUUCAUCUGUUCUUCUCUCCUCUCCUUCCGCCCAUUGACAGAGGAACACAAUUUUUCGGACUCACUGACGCGUUCGGCUCGAUGCGUAAACAAGUGUGGAUUACCUAUGUACGAAGAUAAAAAAAAAAAACAAAAAACCAACAAAAAACAAAAAACAAAAUUCAGAGAAUAACACCUACAUUACAGCCUGGGUGUGAGUUUUAUCUUAUCGAAACUUAAUUCAAUUUUUUUAAAUAACCCACCCUCGUGUCAAAUGGGACACAUUCCGCGGCACUGCUCCGGGAGCAGUGUCGCGUCCUGCGGCCGGCGCCGCGCGGCGGCCGAACUUCGAUAUAUUCCACGCAAUCAAAUAGAACCGCCGCCAACCGGCGCCGCGCGACGGCUCCGAGCCAGUUUGGAGGAAAUUUGCGAACAGAAUUUCGCAGAAUUUGCGAACUGUGUCAACCGGUAGAGUAAUUAUGUGCGAAGGCCUUUGAUGCCCUAAAUGGUACCUAUAUUAUAUAAGUAGUUUUAUGAAAAAGUGAUUUGCUCAUUAUCAUUUGGUGUUUUAACCAUCAAACAUUCUAUUCAUCUCUCGCGUCGUAAUGUAGUUUUCUAUUUAUUUAUUACUCACUGGAUUCGCCCUUUAAAACUUAUAUAUCAAACUUUUGACCUGCAACUAAUAAAUGGAAGAUCGAUUUUUUUUUGUACAAGUGUAUAGUUAGCUUUGAAUAUAAAUAGUACUUUUUUGCAUCAACGCACUGCCCAUCAGCAAAUUUAGUCUGGAAUCGUGAUACGUUGCGUUUGAUCGUGCGUUUAUUCGUGUGCGAUGGAAAUAUUAAUCCCUGGACUGUCUGACGUCACUCGGGCACUGUUGACUAUCCUAUGCAUCUGCUUGACCCUGAUAUGGGGCAUUCACAAAUGGAAUAGGAGGCAUAAGGAGCGACUUGCUUCAAAGUUUCCUGGACCGACAGCUCUGCCUAUCAUCGGUAAUGCUCUGACACUUCUUAACAGAACUUAUUAUGACUUAUUAUGGACCGUUACCGGACUUUGUGAAGAGUAUGGAUCACCAUUUAAAUUCUGGCUCGGUAGUAAACUUCUUGUUUUCAUCACAAAACCAGAGGAUAUCCAGAUCAUUUUGAACAGCUCUAAAACAUUAGACAAAGAUGAGGUUUAUAAGUUUUCCGAGGCAGCGGUAGGCACCGGUCUGGUUACAGCACCACUCGAAAAAUGGAAGAAAACUCGAAAAAUACUUACGCCAUCUUUUUCCCCGAAAAAUAUCACAAGAUUUGUGCCUGUAAUGAACGAAAGAGCAAGAAUUAUGAUACAAAAGAUGCAACAUCACUGUGGUAGUGGUGUCGAAAAAGAUUUUUAUCCGUACUUCUUCACGGCUUCAUUUGACACACUCUGUGAGGCAUCUUUUGGGGUUCAGGUUGACUCUCAGCUAGGCCGAGGUCGAGAUUGGGCUCAAGUUAUUUUUCGCGUUACGCCUCUUUUCAUGGAACGAUUAUUUGCACCAUGGUUCUAUAUGGGCUACAUAUAUGAAAAAACAAGCACUGCAAAGAAGAUGAAAAAGGACUGUGACGAUUUUCGAGAAUUCAGCAAGAACGUAAUUGAUAAAAGGAGAAAACAUUUUUUCAAAAAACUGCGGCAACAAUAAUGGUGAUAUGAAUGAAGAUAUUGAUUGUCCGGAGUAUUUACUAGACGCCAUCCACAAUUCUCAAGAAGACAGCAUCUACACUUAUUCUGACACAGACAAGAUAGAUGAGGCUCUAACCUUCAUACUCUCG